AUGUCUCCCCCACACACCACGCCCCUCCUCGUGCUGACGAAGGAGCGCAUCGACACGCUGGUGGCCGAGCACAAGCAGGUGCUGGGGCAAGGCGCCUCGUGCACGGUGUACCUGGUGGAGGUCGGCGGCGCCCAGUGCUGCCUCAAGCUGGCAAGGGACCAGCGCCUCGCCGCCAUGUUCCGCAGGGAGUUUGACAUCCUGCUGGACCUGGACGGCGCGGCGGGCGCUCCCAAGGCCUUGGGCACCAGCUUUGGGUUCCCCGCCUUGCUCACCACCUUCUGCGGCCAGAACACCUUCUGCAACCUGCACAAGCUUGCUCCCCGUUUCCCUGACAGACUGGCGGCCUUCGUGGCGCUGGCCCGGGACGUGCGGCAGCUCCACGCCCGCGGCUACAACCACAAUGACAUCAAGCCCGACAACGUCGUGGUGCGCCAAGGCCCCGACGGCCGCCUGCAGGUGUCCCUCAUUGACUACGGCUUGGCCAAGAAAUUCGGCUCAGAACUCGGCAUUGCACGCACGAACAACCACCGCACGCCCUGGAUGGCCCCGGAGCUGCGGCGCGGCGCGCCCUGCUCGCCCCCCGUGGACGUGUUCUCCCUCGGCUACGUCCUGAGGCGCAUCCUAGACACGUGCCACACGUGCCUCCCCGACCUGGAGGUGCUGGCCGACAGCGCCAUGGCAGCUGACCCUGCACAGCGGCCCUCGGUGGCCCGCAUCAUCAGGACAGUCAAGGAGUACACGGGACAGACGUCCAGGAAGGCGGCCUUUGUCCGGCGUGUUCGCAAGGCCUUCUCCUGCCUCUUCCCGCGCCGCCGCCAUUACUAA
Molecule: messenger RNA, 825 nt
Organism: Eriocheir sinensis (Chinese mitten crab)
Lineage: Eukaryota; Metazoa; Arthropoda; Malacostraca; Decapoda; Varunidae
Product: serine/threonine-protein kinase PkaB-like
Exons: 1
Coding region: 1-825 (274 amino acids)
Biological process (GO): protein phosphorylation
Molecular function (GO): protein kinase activity; ATP binding
Source: RefSeq, a predicted model, not a curated record